UAUUGAACCGCUACAUUCAACAGAUGUUGCUCGCUAAAAGUGACGGACGAAGUGAGAGCUUAUAUUGCUUUGAUUCGACUCAACCACAUUCAUUAUGCUAGCUCGCCAGCUUGCUUGUUGUCGAACAUUAGCUAGCUAUAUCUCUAAUUUCAAACAAUGAAAGCUCUGCUUACCUGAAUGCUGUGACCUCAAGUAUCUGCGAAUAAGUUUCACGAAUUGCACAUCGCCAUCCUGAGGCUCACCUCAAUCUCAUCACCAAUUACCUGAAGAACCUGUCCCACAAACGGCCGACCUUCAUAUUUCACGAAGAUGAACUUCCCAUUCAGAUCAUUGUCAUCAUGAGCACUGGUCUGUGGCAGGUGUGAUUGGCACACAGCAUCAUGGAGGUGGGGUCAGUUGUUUUGGCUGACAUGGAGUUCAGAGGUGUGGAAUUUUCUGUAAAACUGGAACUUGAGGAGGACCUAUUAAUUGUGGAGAUUAUGGACUCUGUGACAGCUGACCAGUGGAGGGGGGAGUUUGAUCCUGCUUAUAUUGAAGACCUGACAUGCAAGACCGGGAAUUUCAAGCAGUUUCCAAUCUUCUGCAACAUGCUAGAGUCUGCUGUGAACAAGACCAGUGAGGCCGUAGCCCUUGACCUCUUGACAUAUGCUGACCUGGAACUUCUUCGUAACCGCAAGGCAGGUGUGGUUGGUAGGCCUCGCCUGCAGCCACAGUCUCCAGCCCUCAGUGCUAAGCGCUACCUCAUCCUCAUCUACACAGUGGAGUUUGACAGGAUACACUACCCGCUACCCCUGCCUUACCAGGGCAAACCAGAUCCAGCUGCCCUUCAGAGAGAGAUCCGAGCCCUGAGGGCUGAACUCUGUGCCUUGAGAUCUCAGGGGGGCCCCAAUAUUCUGGACCCUGAGACCCGCAAACUCCAUGCCGAGCUGGCUCUGGUCAAGGCAGAGAAGGAGGCUUUGGCAGAGGCUCUGGAGAGGAUGCAGGGAGGCAUGAGUGGGUGCAUUCCAGGCAAUGGGACACGGGGGCUUCGGGAUGUGGUUCGGGGGCUGGAGGAGCAGCUGCUGAGAGAGAGGGCCAAGAGCCAGCGCACUGCCAGCAAGAGAGGACAGGAACAGCGCCUCCUGCUAGAACAGUUGGACGAGAGAAAGGCAGCAGAACGAGCUCUGCGGAUCCGGGUGAAGAGUCUGACCAAUGAGCUGGCAGCACAACGCAAGGGCAGGAUGACCCCCCUGCUCUCUGAGCAGAGCAACUGCAGAGCGGAGGUGGAAAUUCAGAGAUCUGUGUCCAGGGAACGCAGCCUGGGCAGAGGGGGGUGUCGUGGCCGCUCAGGGUCUCGGGAGAGGUUGGAGGAGCACAGGGGUCGGGUGUCAAUGGAGCGGAGCAGGAGGGCAGAGUCUUCAGGGUCAUGUCCCCAAAUCCCCAGACCCUCCCCCUCUCCCACAGGGCCCCGUGCUCCACGAUUUGACCCCACAACCUACAUCCGGGACCGCCAGCGCCGACAGCGAGAGACCGACCUCAAAAAUCAACGGAAAGUGGGAAGGGACAUGUUGCCCUUGCCAACAGGUCAACAGAGGGGGCGGACCCGCUCCAGGGAGACGUGCCCUCAGCCAGCCAGGAAAGGCAGUGCAGGCCGAAGGAGAAGCUUGUCCCUAGAGAGUCGCAGGAGCAGGCACUCCUCUGACAGCUCAAUGGCUGAGUUUGAGGAACUGGCCAAGCCCCUCCCCUCCAGAGGAAGGAAACCUUCGUGGAGCAUCCAAGCUCUGCCCAGAAGCCAUUACCUUGCCAAGAAGCCCUUGUGCAGCACUCCGACUCACAGGACCCACGCUGCAGAAAAAGUGAGCCUAACAGACACAGGUGCUGACCUGUCUGAGAUCGACGCCCGGCUGCAGGCACUGCAGGAGUAUAUGAGGGACCUGGAUACCGGGCGCUAACCCUACACACUGGAACCUGCAGCACAAGAGCCUCAUAGGGCCCUGCAAAUAACCUGUGCAAAUACAGAUAAACUAGAUUUCACCUGAGCCCUGCAGGACUGGAGUAUUACCUUCUUCAAAUGUAUGAAGGUGAAGAAUGUGAUUUUCCCUGGUUAAUCUGGAAAUACCGAUUUUCGGACCCGGAAUGCCUCAACCAAAAGCAGAGAGACUUGAGUAUGUCAUGACUCAAAAGCACAAAGAAUGAAGACCUGCAUUCUGAAAUAUACUGACAGACUGUUCAGCAGCAAUCUGUCCUGCUAUAUACUUGUGCCCCCCACUGGCAUUUACCACUUGAGAAAUCUGAAUUUCCUGCUUAAUUACGAAUGCAAAGAUAUCUUGUAGGCUUUUGCUCAUAACGCAUGGUUCUGACACGUCACUGAACGGACAUUUAAUUUAUUCAGUCCAAUCGAUUUUGGAAACCAAGCUUUUUAACAUUUGUCUACUACAAUUGACUUUUGUUUGCAUUAAAUGACCAAAGGUUUGUGCAGAAAUGUUAUUUCUGAAUAAUUAUUUGAUGUUCUGCAAAACCAAUUUGGCCUCAUUCACAAAACAUUUCAAAGAAUUUCUAAAAAGCCCCAUAAUUGUGGCUUCAAAUCCAAUUUGCAUUGUUGGCAAAUCACCUGAUAGGUGCAAUAAGUCUACUGAAAGCAUCUUGUUUCACUUGUUUUACCAGCCAUCUCCCUACUACCCAAACCGCUGAUCUGGAUAACUGUUUUGGUGCCAUUGUAGCUAGCUAAAUAACUAACUCAGGCUCGCUUAGCAACACUGAAAAAUGGCCUCGGAAUCAAGGUAACUUUAUCUAAAAACCAACAAACAUUGUGUUAGGUAGCUGGGUACUUACCAUUAGGUGAUCACAUGUAUUAACUGCUGGAAUGGCAUGUCAAUACACGACGCCCCAUGGAGUACUGAGUAAAGUUUAGAAUGCUGUCCCUCUGGAAAUGCUCACUGCACAGAAUUGCUGUAUCUGGAUUGAAAGGAGCAGUCCGCUGCUUGCCAAUAAAAGUUUUGUGCUCUUGGGGAA
Conger conger (European conger) is the source of this 2991-nucleotide messenger RNA. RefSeq names its product coiled-coil domain containing 61 (gene ccdc61). Bases 381 to 1931 code for a protein of 516 amino acids. The record is from RefSeq and is a predicted model, not a curated record. Gene Ontology annotation, cellular component: centrosome. The transcript has 14 exons. NCBI's taxonomy places the organism in Eukaryota, Metazoa, Chordata, Actinopteri, Anguilliformes, Congridae.